Messenger RNA from Punica granatum (pomegranate), 1189 nucleotides. NCBI's taxonomy places the organism in Eukaryota, Viridiplantae, Streptophyta, Magnoliopsida, Myrtales, Lythraceae. The record is from RefSeq and is a predicted model, not a curated record.
CCCUCUCGUCUCCGCUGCCGUCGUCGUUCUGCCGGAAGUAUCUCUCCCUUAGUCUUCCGCUGCCUAUCUUCUGUCUCCUCUAAACCUCGGCGACACUCUCCGGUCACCUGCCAACUUCUUCCGUCUUCUCCAGCCACUCUGUCGCCGCCCAGCUAAAGCGAAACAGAUUUGUUGGGAAAGUUCAAAGACUCAACGCCGGUUGGGGUGUGAUUUCAUGAUUUGAAUUGGAUGAAUUCUCGUUCUCGAUAUUGUUCGGAAAGACGAUGAAGUUUGGUCUCCUUGUGCGGUCAAACCGCGCUCUGCUAGGUCUCAGAGGCUUAACCGGACCUCUGCAGCUUCGUACAUUCCAACCUGAUUUCGUCCCACGAGAUCCCAAGGCCACGCCCAAGAAGUACAAAUACCCUGCCUUUUAUGAUCCCUACGGCCCCAGGCCGCCGCCAUCCGAAAAAAUCGUUCAGCUUGCGCAACGAAUAGCUGCCUUGCCCACCGAGGAACGGGUCCAGAUAGGGCCCGCACUGAGGGAACAGCUGAGGCACCCGAAGAUGGAGUCCGUCUCAGGGGAAGGCAUGGAUCUGGGCCCACAGGGAGGAGGAGGAGCCGGAGCUGCAAAGACUGAGGAAAAGAAAGCGGAGAAAACAGCAUUCGAUGUGAAGCUGGAGAAGUUCGAUGCAGCUGCGAAGAUCAAGGUGUUUAAGGAAGUCAGGGCUUUCACUAAUCUCGGGUUGAAGGAGGCCAAGGACCUCGUCGAGAAGGCGCCUGUCUUGCUCAAACAGGGUGUCACGAAGGAGGAGGCGAAUGAGAUAAUUGAGAAGAUAAAGGCCGCCGGUGGAGUUGCAGUUAUGGAAUGAUUACUCCAAUUUGGUUUUGCAUUGACGGGUCUCUAUCUUGCUUGUAGGAGAUUGUAGGGCCACUUAACAUGUAAGAUCAUGAGGAAUAAUGUAGCUUCUAAAGCCGCUGCCUCAAUGCUCCGAGGUGCUGUAAUGGAUUUAUCUCACUCUGUUAGGUCUGCGCAAACAUAUCAAUUGAGUUGGUUUGUGUCGGUGUCUCGUCAUUUUUGAGAGGAACAUGAUUGAGCUUUUUGGUUCUUGUUCUUGUUCUUGUGGCAUUGUAUGUAUGUUACCAUGUCGCUUGGCGUCGUUCAAACGGCAGUUAGCUGAAAGGAAUUAUCAGAUUUGCCACUUGCUCCCCA